CCUUUUCGACCGCGCGGCAGCGAGAACAUGCAGCCCCUUUCUCACCAGCGGCACAAGAUGAUGAUGGCAACCGGCGGCGGCGCCCUGGCUGCUCCUACGGCUGGGCUCAAGGGCCCUGCCAAACGGGCUGCCUUUGGCGACGUGACGAACGUGUCCAAGGUGCUGGGAGCACGUGGCGACGAGGCCAGGGGCACCAAAAAGGCGGCCAUCGUGUCUACGAAUCUCGCCCCCGUAUCCAUCCUGAACAAGGAAAACGCAAUGAAGCCCGGCAAAGUCGACCUGUCUCGGCCUGCACAGCGACCCACAGGCCUGACAGCAAACAAGCCCAAGGCGUCGACGACCGAAGCCCGUGCAGAGCCUCUGCAGAAGAAGCCCGCAAACAACAACUCGACGUCUCGCGCUGCCCCCGAGGCGCACUCCCUGCAACCUCGUCACCACAAAAGCCAGCCGCAGCUCAAGCAGCAACAGCCAACACUACGACGAACGCAGAGCAAGAUGGAAAAGUUCGACGGCGCCUCCAAUAAGCCGACGCUCGUUACGGCCGAUGUCGAGCCUCUGGCGUUGCCGCCUCUUGUGGAGGAUUUUUUAACCGGCGACGAAUCGUAUCUGGACUCGCUGGAGUCGCUCACCUUCCCGUCCGAGGAGCCCUCGUGUGCGGACGACGUGAAUCACGGUGAUGGCUAUGCCGAGAUUGUGCCCAGGCUUUCAAACGCCUCCGAGGAGCCCGCCGUCGCCGUCAACGUUGAGCCUUACAAGGAAAACGCCACACUCGCACUCUCCGAGGUCGAAGAAUACUGGGAAGAAGAGGACGACGAGUAUGACGACCAAGACCAGGGGUACACAACCGCCCACUCGACUCGUUCCCGCGACAUGACACUGGCCAACGCCACGGCGAUCAUCGCCCCACGAGUGUCCAGCCGUGUGCAGCGUGAACUGGACGAGGCUAGAAUCGAAGUGGAGCAGACCAUCACCCCCGAGGAAAUCGACGAGGAGAUGUGGGAUGUCAGCAUGGUUGCCGAGUACGGCGAGGAGAUUUUUGAGUAUAUGAGAGAAUUGGAGAUUAAGAUGCUACCUAACCCUUAUUAUAUGGAGAUGCAGUCCGAGAUCCAGUGGUCCAUGCGGACCGUCCUGAUGGAUUGGCUGGUGCAGGUGCACCACCGCUUCAACCUCUUGCCCGAGACCCUUUUCCUGACCGUCAACUACAUUGAUCGGUUCCUCUCUUGCAAGAUUGUUUCCAUUGGAAAGCUGCAGCUGGUGGGGGCUACGGCCAUCUUGGUCGCGUCCAAGUAUGAGGAAAUCAACUGCCCCUCGCUGGACGAGAUUGUCUACAUGGUGGACGGCGGCUACACAACAGAGGAUAUCCUCAAGGCGGAGCGCUUCAUGCUCAGCAUGCUGGGGUUCGAGCUGGGAUGGCCCGGCCCCAUGAGUUUCUUGCGACGAGUCAGCAAGGCCGACGACUACGACCUCGACACUCGAACUUUGGCUAAAUACUUUUUGGAACUCACCAUUAUGGAUGAGCGCUUUGUGGCCUCGCCUCCGAGCUUCCUCGCGGCCGGCGCGCAUUGCCUCUCCAGACUCAUUCUGAACAAGGGCGAAUGGACCAAGCGGCACGUUCACUACUCGGGAUACACAUGGAGCCAGCUCAGAUCGCUGGUGACCAUGAUGAUUGAAUGUUGCGAAAACCCGCACAAGCAUCACGCCGCCGUUUUUGAAAAGUACCGAGAGAAGAGGUUCAAGGAGGUCUCAACUCAGGUCCAGCGUGCGCUCGACGCCGGCUUCACGCUCCCGCACCACACGAUGCCCGUUCGUCGCCUACAGCCUCGCCUCCCGAGUGCCACCGAACUGCAAUAUGGCAGUCUUCUCAUUCCCAUAGAAUCGUGA
Trichoderma reesei QM6a is the source of this 1881-nucleotide messenger RNA. RefSeq lists its product as uncharacterized. NCBI's taxonomy places the organism in Eukaryota, Fungi, Ascomycota, Sordariomycetes, Hypocreales, Hypocreaceae. The record is from RefSeq and is a predicted model, not a curated record. Gene Ontology annotation, biological process: regulation of cyclin-dependent protein serine/threonine kinase activity; mitotic cell cycle phase transition. Gene Ontology annotation, cellular component: cyclin-dependent protein kinase holoenzyme complex; nucleus; cytoplasm. The transcript has 4 exons. The annotation marks the transcript as partial. Gene Ontology annotation, molecular function: cyclin-dependent protein serine/threonine kinase regulator activity.